AUGAGUAAACUCAAAUUGAAAUAUUGUUGCUAUUGCGGCGAUCUUCGAACUGGAUCGGUGGUCAUCGCUAACGUAAACUUGGUUCGCGAUAUAUUAUUCUUACUAAUAUCAAUAACAAUGCUGACGUUAACCGGCACACGGUACGCGUUAUGGCUAGACAGGGUAAUGAUACCUGUGUUUGGUAUUCUUCUAGUAGUCAACAUAGUAAAUGUGAUCAUGGAUAUAGUUCUGCUCAUCGGUAUACAUAAGUAUAAAGUGGGAUAUCUGAAGACGAACUUCAUAUUUAAUGUAAUUGAGAUGGUGGUAGCAUCAGUACUAAUACUCACGCUUUGUAUAACGUCAGAGCUGCCUGGCCUGAUAGCGUUGUGCCUGGUGUUCUUAGGAUUCCACAUGUACAAUUUGAUGAUAAUUAGAAGCUAUUACUUAAAGAUGGAUGACCCUUCGAAUAAACCCGCCAUUUACGACAGUUAUACGAUCCCAAUUCCUGCAGAAUAUAUUGUUAAUGUUAAGAAAGAUGAAAUAGAGCUUUUUAGAUAA
This is a messenger RNA of Arctia plantaginis, 537 nucleotides long. NCBI's taxonomy places the organism in Eukaryota, Metazoa, Arthropoda, Insecta, Lepidoptera, Erebidae. The record is from the annotation of a GenBank genome assembly.